This is a messenger RNA of Lentinula edodes (shiitake mushroom), 2004 nucleotides long. RefSeq lists its product as uncharacterized. Lineage: Eukaryota; Fungi; Basidiomycota; Agaricomycetes; Agaricales; Omphalotaceae. The coding region runs from base 368 to 1768 and encodes 466 amino acids. The transcript has 2 exons. The record is from RefSeq and is a predicted model, not a curated record.
AGCUAUUCCGAAUAGUAUUCUCUAUCCUACUACAUAUGCGCUAGUCUAGCCGUCUGGUUGCUCAGCUACGCGUUCUGAUUCUACACCGACACAUUUCUGGACCGUGUCACUUUCGGCUGUGGCUGAUCUUGUCCAUCCCAGUGUUAUCCUGUUACUUCCUGUACGUUUGUUCAAAGUUCUCGAUGCAUGGAUAUACGAUGAACCGAAACGUGGUCUACCGAUGAGUGAAAAUCUGUUCACUCAUGGGAACACGCCGAACUACAUGCCAUUAAAUGGAAUGACUGCUUUCAUGCAACGACACCGUCUGCCACUAACUCGACACUACAAAAAUAGUCACUGUUAUCAACAUCAUGCAUCUUGAUAUUUGAUGCUUCAGAGACUCUUCGCCUCAGUAUAUCAGGCGAUUCAUUCAACCUUCCGCUCCUUCCAACGGCUCAUGGUCCUUUCCCUCGACUCCAUUUUCCUAUCAAGCUCAAUCUUAGUUCUGGCUUUGGCAAACUCAUCUUCACUAUGCGCCGACACCUUAGCUUCAGUCCCCUUCCUACGCGCAAGCAGCAUCAUCCAGAGCGACCACUUCUAUACCACCAAUAUUUCUGAAAUUGAAAGCACUCUUUCCGAUAGCGUCUUCUCAUUUGAUGGGAAUUCCGCAUUUCUUUGGUCCACACCUCAACCCGGGACCAUUCCCCUCUUCCGCCUUUACAACAACGAGAACUCUACAGACCACUUCUACACCAUGUCCUCCGAUGAACUACCAGAAAUGAUGGCGAGGGGAUGGGCAUACGACACCGCUCCUAAUCAUACAGCGGGAUAUGUAUAUCCUUUUAGUAUUUGCGGCGCCGCGCCAAUCUAUCGUCUAUUCAAUUCAACUAUUACGGAUCAUUUCUACACAAUGGAUAUUGCGGAAUGCCAGAGUGCGGCGAAGGACAAUGGAUAUCAGGACCAGGGGAUCGCGGGAUUUGCGAUACUUCCUUCAGCAAAUGGGAGUGUUGUGGAAAUUGUUGCUAGUGCUGUCCCCAAUCUCCUGCCUAGUACCGUUACUGCGUCUCCAGAAUCUCAGGUAUCUGUCACACCGUCUGCGGGUUGUGCCAACAAUACCAACGCAAUUCCUUUCAUGCGUGCUAUCAGCACUGCUGACACAGAUCAUUUCUAUACCACAAACUCAACCGAGAUGAACGUUGUAGCGAUCGCACAAAAUUCGUAUCUCUUCGAGGGCGAUACAGUUUUCCUUUGGCCAACUCAAGAAUCAUCAACAGUUCCACUGUACAGGUUAUACAGCCAGACAGCUAGAGACCACUUCUACACAAUCGAUGCCAACGAAUUAAGCGAGGCUCUUUUGGAAGGGUAUGUCUUUGACACAGACAGUCAUAUUGCUGGAUACGUCUACCCGUACAGCAUAUGUGGAGCUUCCCCCAUAUACCGUCUUUACAGCUCUUUCUCCUCUGAUCAUUAUUAUACCAUGACUCAAGCCGAGAGUGCGAGUGCAACCGCUUCAUUUGGAUACAUUGUACAGGGUAUUGCGGGCUUUGCUCUACUGCCUUCAGCGGACGGGCAGCUCCAGACGGUUACUGUGUCUGCAUCGCCAUUCCUACUACCGGUAUCGAUUGAGCCUUCCCCGACAUCAAGUUCAAGACUACCAGCGUUCUUAACGACCGUAUCCAUUACACCGUCGAGUUUGAGCUUCCCCAGUAAAGCUUUAGUCCAGAGCGUGGUGUCUCGUCGUGAAAUUCUUGGUUUGUCGGUGUUGACUGCGGUAUGGAUGAUUUUAUAGUUACCCAGUAGUCAUUAACCUACAUAAGAGAUCUUUGACUAUGUACAUACGUUUUGCGUAUCACAACUUUGUUAGAAGAUGCAACUUGAACAUACACACACUACCCCACGACCCAUGGCUACAUACAGAAUUAUAAUUAUAUCACUAUACCACGAAACAAGGAACGGGGCUGGGCGACAAAUCACCAAGGUCUCCGCGCCUUAGUACUAGCCUUACUUGUAUGUAGAUAAUGACAG